CAGUUGUUUCAUUCCUCUCAUAAGAUUCCCGCGAAUUGUUCUCGUCUGAGAGCAACCUGUGUCAUCUGUCGCGCUCUCUUUAUUCCGAAAAGAAGGAUAAAAAAAGUUGUUGUUUUUUUGUUCUUAUAAAGUAAACCUUAAAUCACCUCAAGAAGAUGGCAGAUACCGAUGUUGAUACUACUACCACUGAGGUCCCAGUCACAAAGGAUCUUAAAGAAAAGAAGGAAGUUGUAGAGGAACCAGAAAAAAAAACUGAGAAGAAUGGAAGUGGUGAUGCCACAAAUGGAACGGAAGAGAAUGGUGCUGACCAUAGUGAAGAGAAUGCUGAUGAAGGAGAGGAAGAGGAGGAGGAAGGAGAAGGAGAGGGUGAAGGAGAAGAAGAGGAAGAAGGUGAAGGAGAGGAGACCGAUGAAACGGAAGACCGUCCCACAAAGCGUCCAGCAGAGGAUGAGGAGAAAGUUGAAACUAAAAAACAGAAAACAGAAAAUGGAGAUUCGACAGAAGUUAAAGAGUCUGCCUGAUUCCCUUCCCUGAAAUUUUUAUAGCUUAAGUGACAUGGUUGACUUUAAAUUGUAGAGAACGUGCUUUAUAUCUGUACAUUUUACAGAAUGACUUUUUAUAUACUGUAAACCCACAUGCACUAGAGACCUGUAACAUCACAGCUAGAUAGCGAAGGUUUUUGUAAAAUGUUGUUCAAUGGUGCUUGUUUGUAAAGGUUGACUGCUAAAAUAAAAGAUCUUGACUUUUGUUUUUAUGUGGUGGUAUAGCUUUGCGGUUGUAUAUCUUAGAAGCACACAUGUCUUUCAUAACUGGUACAGUCAUGUGUAUUCUUGAGUAAAGCUGCCUUCCUGUAAUAUAAUUGUGUUUAGGAUAGAAAGUUCAUAUGCAAUGAAGGCCAAAGAUAUGGGUCUUAUUUAGCCAGGGCUAACCUGGGUUAUUCUGUAUAGAUCUUUGGACUCAGUUUUGUUGCUGUAUGGUAUAUAGUUGUGGUGUAUACAAGGUUUGGAAAUUGGCAGGUUCAAUAUGUAAAUUUAUCUGUAUCCUAAUGUGCUAUCAAAGUGUGUGUUUUGCUGAAAUUUUGAGGCAUCGACAGAAGUCUUCAUACCAUUUAUGACUAGAUUGAAGAUAAAGGAAAAAAUAACUAUACCUCAUUAGUUGAUGCUUGACCACUACUUUGUAUAUUCAGGUUGAGUACUAUAAAUAAAUCUUUCUUUUAUAUAUAAA
Messenger RNA from Bombina bombina (fire-bellied toad), 1224 nucleotides. Its product is annotated as prothymosin alpha. Lineage: Eukaryota; Metazoa; Chordata; Amphibia; Anura; Bombinatoridae. Gene Ontology annotation, cellular component: nucleus. The coding region runs from base 156 to 521 and encodes 121 amino acids. Gene Ontology annotation, molecular function: histone binding. The record is from RefSeq and is a predicted model, not a curated record. Gene Ontology annotation, biological process: positive regulation of transcription by RNA polymerase II; negative regulation of apoptotic process. The transcript is spliced from 5 exons.